AGCUGUGGGGGUCAGAUUAAUCCAAGCGCUCCCACUGCAUUGGCCACUAUGGGACUCGGACUGCUACUCCCAUUGCUGCUGCUAUGGUCUCAGGGUACCCAGGGGUCUGAGCUGGACCCCAAUGGGCAGCACGUCUGCAUGGCCAGCAGCCCCUCUGCUGAGCUCCAGUGCUGCGCAGGAUGGAAGCAGAAGGAUCAAGAAUGCACCAUCCCCAUCUGUGAGGGGCUGGACGCCUGCCGGGAAGAUGAGGUGUGCGUGAAACCAGGCCUCUGCCGAUGCAAACCUGGAUUCUUUGGGGCCCAGUGCAGUUCCCGUUGCCCGGGCCAGUACUGGGGCCCCGACUGCCGUGAGAGCUGCCCUUGCCACCCCCAUGGCCAGUGCGAGCCGGCUACGGGAGUGUGCCAGUGCCAAGCCGACCGCUGGGGCAGGCGCUGCGAGUUCGCGUGCGUCUGUGGCCCCCACGGGCGCUGCGACCCCGCGACGGGCGCGUGCCGCUGCGAGCCGGGCUGGUGGUCGCCCACAUGCCGCCGCCCAUGCCAGUGCAACCAGGCGGCGGCACGCUGCGAGCCGACCACGGGCGCCUGCCUGUGCGAGCCGGGCUGGUGGGGCCGCCGCUGCAGCUUCCGCUGCUCCUGCCACGGCUCGCCGUGCGCGCAGGAGACCGGCCGCUGCGCCUGCCAGCCGGGCUGGUGGGGUCCCGAGUGCGGGCAGCGGUGCGAGUGCAUGCGGGGCCACUGCAGCGCCGCCUCCGGCCAGUGCGCCUGCCCGCCCGGUUUCCGCGGAGCGCGCUGCGAGCUGCCCUGCCCCGCCGGCCGCUACGGGGCCCAGUGCCGAGACCGCUGUGGCCACUGCAAGCAGAAUGAGCCGUGCUCUUCAGACACAGGCAGCUGUGUGUCCUGUGAGCCAGGCUGGAACGGGACGCAGUGCCACCAGCCCUGCCCACCUGGCACCUUUGGCGAGAGCUGCAAGCAGCAGUGCCCCCGCUGCCGGCUUGGGGAGGCCUGUCAGCUAGACACUGGGCACUGUCAACACUGUGACCCCGGCUGGCUGGGGCCCAGGUGUGAAGACCUGUGCCCCACUGGUACCUUUGGAGAGGGUUGCAGCUUUCCCUGCCCCACAUGUGUUCAGGGGGCCUGUGAUGCUGUGACAGGGGAGUGUGUCUGCAGUGCCGGCUACUGGGGGCCCAGUUGCAACACUUCCUGCCCAUCUGGUUUCCAUGGAAACAACUGCUCAUUGCCCUGCGAAUGCCCAGAGGGACCCUGCCACCCUGUCUCCGGGGCCUGCCAGCUGGGCCCUCACAGUCAAGACUCCGCCCUCAUCCUGGGCAUCCUUGUGCCUCUGCUAUUGUUGCUCCUGGGCCUUGCCUGCUGUGCCUGCUGCUGCUGGGCCGCCCGUUCAGACCCCAAGGACAGGCCAGUGAGCAAUGGAGCUGCUGUGUCCAGGAUGAAGUUACAGGUCUGGGGGGCACUGACCACUCUGGGCUCUGCGCUGCCCUGUGGUUCCCUCAGCACCCACAAGCUACCCUGGGUGACAGUCUCCCACCACGACCCGGAGAUUCCCUUCAACCACAGCUUUAUUGAGCCACCCUCUGCCGGCUGGGCCUCUGAUGACUCCUUCUCUUCUGAUCCUGAGUCUGGAGAAGAGGAUGAGGGUCCUGCCUACUGCGUGCCACCCCAAGAAGGGAUGGCCUCUGUGGCCCAAGCAGUGUCAUCAGAGGCUAGCCUGGCUGGAGGCCCCUUCCCUCCGCCAGAGGAUGCAUCCACACCAUUCGCCAUCCCUCGCACCUCCAGCCUAGCUCGGGCCAAGCGGCCAUCAGUCUCUUUUGCUGAAGGCACCAAGUUUGCACCGCAGAGUCACCGAAGUUCAGGGGAGCUCUCCAGCCCACUCCGAAAGCCCAAGAGGCUUUCCCGGGGAGCCCAGACAGGUCCUGAGGGCCAGGAGGCUGAGGAUUCCACAGGCCCAGAGCAAGCAGAGAUGGAUGAGGCCCCUCCUGCUGCUGCCAGCCCCAAGGAUUCAGCCACUGGCUGCCGGCGGCUUCCUCUUGGUGGCCAGACAGUGGCUGAACGUGUGGAAGCCAUUGAAGGCAGUGUCCAAGACAGCUCAGGCCCUGUGACCACAAUCUACAUGUUGGCAGGGACGCCCCAGGGAUCUGAGGGCCCAGUCCGGUCUGUCCUCCGCCGCUUUGGUAGCUUCCAGAAAGGCCAGGCAGAGCCCAAGGUCAAGAGUGCCAUCCCUAAGCCUCCACGCCGGGCCCUGAGUCGGAAUAAGGGCAGCCCUGGACUGGCCUCUAGUUCUUCUGGCCAGAGCCUCAACUCAGCCCCAAGUGCUGAGCUCACUGGACCCCUGGAGUCAACAAGAGUUAGACCAGAGGAGGUGGCCAAGGGGCUGGGGGCUGGCACUGAGAGCUCAGGGAGGGCCCAGGAACUGGUCUCUGGGGGCAGCCCCCUCAAACAGGAUUCCCAGAAGCAGGCAGAAGAGGAAGAGCAGGAGGAGCCCCAGUAUGAGAAUGUUGUACCCAUCUCUGGGCCACCAGAGCCUCAAGGACCUUGAAUUUGGGGAGUGGGAAGACUACGGAUGGGACAGAGGGGAACUGCUGAUGGAUCAGAUUGUGCCUGUGCUGGAAAAUGACUGCAAGGCCAGGACAGACAUACUGCCUCUGCCCUUCCAGAGGGAAAAGGCAAGGGUUGGAGGCCAGCUGGCUCUGGGCCCUGGCAGUGCUCCAGGAGUGGGUCUGGGAGGCCUGGGCAGAGACUCUGCAGGAUGGGGUCAGGAAGGGGGAAGAGAUGGUUGCAGGGACUUUUCCUCUGUUGUACUGGACUCUGUUAGCCCCUGAGAGUUGUUCUUUCUUCCAUUUGCAAAACAUUUUGGGAAACAACCUAAAUGUUUGAUGAUAAAAGAUUGGUUAAACAAAUAUUUCUUAUGAUGUGUUACUAUACAUGCUAUGCAAGAAUAUUUAAUGUGGGAGAGAUAUGGGAGAAUGUUCAUGCCAUGAGGUUAGGUGUGUAAAAAGUGAGUUACAAUUUAGGGUGUAUGGGACAGUUCCAUUGUUUUCUUUUUGUAAACUAUUUCUUUUUGCCUCAGGAUACAUGUUUAGAAUUCUCUUUUUAUGUAUAUUUUGUGAUUAUCUCAUAAACUUUUUUCUUAUUUUUAUUUUAUUUUAAUUUCUUUUUGAGACAGAGUCUCACUAUGUUGCCCUCGGUAGAGUGCUGUGGCAUCACAGCUCACGCAACCUCAAACUCUUGGGCUUAAGUGAUUCUCUUGCCUCAAUCUCCCAAGUAGCUGGGACUACAGGCUCCUGCCACAGUGCCUGGCUAUUUUUUGUUGCCGUUGUCAUUGUUGUUUAGCAGGCCCGGGCUGGGUUUGAACCCUCCAGCCUCGGUGCAUGUGGCUGGCGCUAUAACCACUGUGCUCUGGGUGCCAACCUGGCAUUAAAUGGUAUUUUUGUCUGGAAGAUGAGAUUAUGGGUGAUAUUUAUUUUUCUCUUAAACUUCUGUGAAAUUUGUGAAUUUUCUACAGUGAACAUUCUUUUUACUUUUCUCACUACAUUGAAUUUUAUAAAAAAUUAUAUAAAAGAGCCUGGGGCAAUGGCUCAUGACUAUAGUGCCAUCUGCUCAGGAAGCUGAGGUGGAAGGAUCCCUUGAGCCCAGGAGUUCAAGGCUGCAGUGAGCUAUGAUUGCACCACUGCAUUCCAGCCUAGGUGACAGAAUGAGACCUCCAUCUCUCUCUCUUUUUUAAAUUAAUUAAUUUUUUUAUUAAAUCAUAGCUGUGUACAUUAAUGCAAUCAUGGGGCACCAUACACUGGUUUUAUAGACCGUUUGACACAUUUUCAUCAGAGACCUCCAUCUCUUAAAAAAAAUUAUAAAAACAAUGUUUUCUUGCUAAAAAUAAAAAGUUCUACCAUGGGCGGCGCCUGUGGCUCAAAGGGUAGGGCGCCAGCCCAUAUACUGAAGGUGGUGGAUUCAAACCCAGCCCAGGCGUGAAAGACAUUAUUCUUAGUAAAGCAUCACAAGAAUGGAGAAGCAUGAAUCCUAUGUACUCAAUUUUGAUAUGAGGACAAUUAAUGACAAUUAUGGUUAUGGGGGGGAAACAGA
Messenger RNA from Nycticebus coucang (slow loris), 4091 nucleotides. It is a transcript of the gene SCARF1, whose product is annotated as scavenger receptor class F member 1. The transcript is spliced from 11 exons. Bases 49 to 2550 code for a protein of 833 amino acids. The record is from RefSeq and is a predicted model, not a curated record. NCBI's taxonomy places the organism in Eukaryota, Metazoa, Chordata, Mammalia, Primates, Lorisidae. Gene Ontology annotation, molecular function: scavenger receptor activity.